This is a messenger RNA of Gossypium raimondii (Peruvian cotton), 1086 nucleotides long. RefSeq lists its product as uncharacterized. The transcript is spliced from 3 exons. The record is from RefSeq and is a predicted model, not a curated record. The coding region runs from base 121 to 852 and encodes 243 amino acids. Gene Ontology annotation, biological process: tRNA wobble uridine modification; protein histidyl modification to diphthamide. Lineage: Eukaryota; Viridiplantae; Streptophyta; Magnoliopsida; Malvales; Malvaceae. Gene Ontology annotation, cellular component: nucleus; cytosol. Gene Ontology annotation, molecular function: metal ion binding.
AAACUAAUCUGAACAAACGGGCCACGUCCAAACUAACAUUCAAGUUGUUUCUCUGGAAAAAAAUAAAGCUUUUACUUCAACGACUCAUCAGAUCCACCAAAAACCAAAUUACUAAAAAUUAUGGCGAAAUCGGCGGUUUAUUUUCUUCUUUUUCUGAUGACGGCGGCGACGCCAUCACUGUUGGUGGAGUCAAGCGACGACACGAACCACGCGUACUUACCGUGUUCGGACACGAAAGUACAGAUUUCGGAUGGGUUCACUUUUGGAAUCGCGUUCGCAUCGAGACAAUCAUUCUUCUUCAACAGCUCACUUCAGUUGUCGCCUUGCGAUCGCCGGCUCUCUCUGUCAAACGCCAACUCUCGCCUCGCUCUGUUUAGACCUAAAGUUGAUGAGAUCUCUCUCCUCACCAUUAACACCUCCUCUUUUACUCCGGACGUAGUUGGUGGGUAUAUGGUUGCGUUUGCUGGUCGAAAAUAUGCUGCAAGGUCUCUGCCUGCGUUUGUUGCAAACGGCACCUACACUGUAACAAGCUUCACUCUGGUGCUUGAGUUUAAGAAAGGCAGGCUGCAAAACUUGUUUUGGAAAAGGGAUGGUUGUGCUCAAUGUUCGGGAAGAUCAAAUUUUGUGUGCCUAAACAAACAAGAUUGUGCAAUUAAUACAAACAACUGCAAAAACCAUGGAGGGUCUGUUGAUUGCAGUAUUGGGAUACAGCUAGCAUUUUCUGGGACAGAUAAGCACCUUUCUGCCCUGAAUUCAUGGUAUGAAGUUGAGAACCUUCGGCAGUACUCACUGUUUGGCCUUUAUUCUAAUCUCAGGGAUUCUCUCACUAGCCAGUAUAACAAGUUCUUUUAAUGGGGCUUUUGAUUAUUGGUUACAUUUUCCCUCAGUUAUUGUUAUGUUGUACUUUUUUUUUCUGCUGUUCAAUUGAUGUUAUGUCUACAAUUCUACUUCUAUCUUUGUUUCUAUUCCUUUGGGGUGAAACUACUGGUCUUAUAGUUCAUGGAGGGUUACGUGGAUAAAUUAUGUACAAUUGCUUUCUUUUUUGUUUGUAAUUAUGAAUCUGAUUCAUAUGGAUGCUUCGUUCUA